Messenger RNA from Trichoplusia ni (cabbage looper), 1615 nucleotides. RefSeq names its product LHFPL tetraspan subfamily member 3 protein (gene Tmhs). Bases 291 to 1133 code for a protein of 280 amino acids. NCBI's taxonomy places the organism in Eukaryota, Metazoa, Arthropoda, Insecta, Lepidoptera, Noctuidae. Gene Ontology annotation, cellular component: plasma membrane. Gene Ontology annotation, biological process: sensory perception of sound. The transcript is spliced from 4 exons. The record is from RefSeq and is a predicted model, not a curated record.
CUUAUCCCCACCUUUUCUCACUUAACCGAAUCGCGCGCGGCGAGAGGUUGUGCGGGUUGUGCCAGCUCAUGUUUCGUCCGUUCCGUGUCGUGUUUCUCGCGUCCUCGAGUACUUUGCAAUAAUACUUUUCCUUUGAGACAUGAAUGGAAUUAACGCUACGCAAACAUACCAGCCUUAACAACUGUUGCACAAGAACCAUAUUCGUAAAAUGUGUUAUCAAUAACAAGUGAUUUGUUUUUUGUUUUGUGUAGUGUUUGAAAAAGUUAAGUAAACAACCGGAUAUCAACAAGAUGGGUUCAAAAAUCGAGUACGUGGAUUCAUCACAUUUAUACGCGACCAACUAUGUCCGCAAUUCGAAAGCUAUCGGCGUGCUUUGGGCAAUAUUCACGAUUUGCUACGCGAUAAUAAGCGUUGUUGCUUUUGUGACACCUGAGUGGAUUGGUGAUCUAGAGACUGGAUAUCCAAGGAAGUUCGGCUUGUGGCAGAUUUGUAGUGCCGACGAUGCUUUAGAGGACUGUAAAGGCAGGCUCGAUGACUUCCUCUCGAUAAAUGGGCUCGUGUUCAAGAUUGCAACUGUGUUAGUGGGCAUAGCGGUCGCCCUGGCCCUGUUUACGAUCUGUGCAAUGUUGUUAUUCUUCUUUUGUCAAUCGACUACCGUGUUCCAUAUCUGCGGCUGGCUACAAAUACUAUCAGCUAUCAGCAUGGUGGCGGGCGUGGCGGUGUACCCGGCCGGCUGGAACGAGACCGCCGUGCAGGAGACCUGCGGCCCUACCGCGGAUCAGUACAAUAUAGGUCGAUGCCACGUUCGUUGGGCGUACUUACUGGCAGUGAUAGGCUGUUUGGACGGCAUCGUGCUGUCAGCUCUCGCCUUCAUCCUGGCGACCAGACACGUGAGGCUACAGCCCGACAGUGGGUACCCGCCACCUUCGUUAUACAAAGGUGAAGUCAACAAUGGCUACGUCACCGAUGCGACAUCUGUCUCCGGUUCGAGGAAGUCUCUCGCUCUCCAACCAGUACUAAUAAUGCAUCCACACGCAACUAUGGACAUGGAUACCUAUUCACACUACUCGGGAAGAACUGCGAGGUCCAAACACGGAAUUUAUGCUAACACCAUGCAUAAUUAUCAACUUUAAAACUUAAUAUUUUAGUUAGAAGUUUGAGUGCGUAGCAUAGUGCUGACAUCUAGUGGCUAGCAUGUGACGUUAUCACAUUGUUCAGUUACGAGCGUGUGCUGCCAUCUAUUGUAUGCGUGCGCUACCUAUUGUAUCUUUGGUUUGUACAACUUAUUUAGAAGUACUGCCACUCGCCACAAGAUGGCGGUGUUAUAAAUUAUUUCGGAGACAAAUACUAGCAAUAAGAUUUUUUAAUUAUUGUAAGAUAAUUUUGUAAGAGUGUAAAUAUCUUUAAAAGUGUACUUAAAUAUAUUUUUGAUAAUCUUUGUAAUUAUAUUUAAGGUAUUCCGCCCAUAGUUUAUGAAGAUAUCUUGUACUAAAAAGCUUGUAAUUAAUCUUUGAUGAUUGUUCAACAACGAUUUGCAACGAAUUAUGAUAAUGUGCCUUGUAGAAAGCGUAAUGUAAUGUUGUUAUUAAUUGAUAAAUAUAUUAGUUUCUUAAAA